This is a messenger RNA of Lepidothrix coronata (blue-crowned manakin), 1036 nucleotides long. RefSeq names its product general transcription factor 3C polypeptide 5-like. Gene Ontology annotation, cellular component: transcription factor TFIIIC complex. Gene Ontology annotation, biological process: transcription initiation at RNA polymerase III promoter. The record is from RefSeq and is a predicted model, not a curated record. Bases 139 to 525 code for a protein of 128 amino acids. NCBI's taxonomy places the organism in Eukaryota, Metazoa, Chordata, Aves, Passeriformes, Pipridae. The transcript is spliced from 2 exons.
UCACCUCUCUCCCCUUGACCAGGAACAUCGGAGGUUUUUAACUUCUGAAUAAAAGUAGAACAGACUUUUCACGCAUGAACUUCCUUUCCCAUAUGACAAUUACCUGGAUAAUCAACUGUGCUAUUCCAGCUCAGUGAAAUGGCAGUAAGCCAUAGUCUGCCUCAUUUAAAGCCCACACCUGAGUGCAGAAGACUAAUGUCUCCUUCCCUUUUGCUGCUUUUCAGCCUGCAGAAGAUCAUCCACCGGAAUGACGGCACAGAGUCGGAAUGCACGGAGCGGGAUGGGUGGUGCCUUCCCAAGACCAGUGAUGACCUGCGGGACAGCAUGUCCCUGAUGAUAAAGCAGAUCAUCAGAUCCACAAGGCCUGCUCUUUUCUCAAAUACAACAAGCAGUGAAGACUGCAAAGAGCAGCUGGCAUAUGAGUCUGGAGAGGAUGAGGAGGAUGAAGAGGAGGAGGAAGAAGACUUCAAGCCUUCUGAUGGGAGUGAAAAUGAAAUGGAGACAGAAAUACUGGACUAUGUGUGAACUGGGUGAGCAGUCUGGCUGCUGUGGACAGAACUGUCUCUUGCUCCUUGAGAGCUGAGGGUUCAGAUCCAUGCCCAGGAUCUGGGAAAGCGGAGCUUGCACUACAAUGAUGCCACUCUCUCUGCACUGACUGCUGGUGGCCAUCAUUAUGGAUGUUUGGGAGUCUUUGCCUACAUUUUCAUAACUGCUGGCUAAGAAAGCCUCCAGCAAGCUCAACAAACUCCCCAGAGCGAGCCCAGAAUGCAAACCAGCUGGUAAUACACCAGGAUAGAGGAGAAGCUGCAUUCCCAGCUCUCUCCAUGUGUGGGAAUUGCACUCUGUCCAGGUUGGUGGCUGUGUGGAAGAUGGAAAAGGUGCCUGAGGAGAUGCUGGAAGAAGCACUCCAGCAUUACUGGAGUCCCUAAGGCAGGUUCUGCCCUUCUGCUUGUCCAAAGGGAAUGAAAAUACUGUGCCUGCCUUCAGCACUGAGCAUUGCUGGCCAUUUUGGAAAUAAAGCCAGCAGGAAAACACA